Aspergillus steynii IBT 23096 is the source of this 3316-nucleotide messenger RNA. Its product is annotated as exosome catalytic subunit DIS3. Gene Ontology annotation, biological process: rRNA catabolic process. The transcript has 2 exons. Gene Ontology annotation, molecular function: RNA binding; endonuclease activity; 3'-5'-RNA exonuclease activity. Gene Ontology annotation, cellular component: nuclear exosome (RNase complex); cytoplasmic exosome (RNase complex). The coding region runs from base 74 to 3172 and encodes 1032 amino acids. Lineage: Eukaryota; Fungi; Ascomycota; Eurotiomycetes; Eurotiales; Aspergillaceae. The record is from RefSeq and is a predicted model, not a curated record.
CCAUCGGCCGCGAUAUUCUCUCCUUGUCAAGCAAAAGUCGACCUGACCGCAAGUCGGGCUGAUUCCAGCAAAUAUGAAGAGUCUUAGGAGGGAUCUCUCUUCGGAUCCGCACGCCGCAAAUGUCACCAGCAAAAUCUUCGUCCGGUCCACGAAAAGUGGAAAGGUGCAAAAGAUCGUUCGUGAGCUUUACCUACGACAGGAUAUUCCGUGCUCAUCGAAGCUGUGCUCGACAUGCCCGCAUGUCGCCCCGACUGAUGCAAAUGGAAACAUUACGCCUUUUGUUCUUUCCGACCAGCCCGCCGGUACCAGCGCCUUCCCCCGAGGCCACUACCUUGUCCCUGAUACGAAUGCGCUGUUGAAUGGAAUGGACCUUUUCGAACAUACCGGAGCCUUUUACGAUGUGAUUGUUCUUCAAACGGUGCUCGAGGAGCUGAAGAACCAGUCUCUACCCCUCUACAACCGUCUGCUUUCCUUGAUCAAAACCGACGAUAAGCGCUUUUACCUUUUCUUUAACGAGUUCCGACUGGAAACGCAUGUUCGUAGGGAACAGAACGAAUCGAUAAAUGAUCGCAACGAUCGAGCUGUGCGGGCCGUGGCAAAAUGGUACACGGAACAUCUGCAGACAACGCUCAGAAAGGGAAAGAAAGAGAAGGGAAUCCCCGCAAUUGUGGUGAUUACGGAUGAUAAAGACAGCUUGCGAAAGGCGAAGGAGGAGGGUGUGACAGCCUUGUCACUGCCGGAUUAUGUUGCCGGCUUGGAGGAUUCUGACAGGCUGCUCGACAUGAUCAAUGAGUCUAGGGAGGCGCGGGAAGCCAAGGGUGCGCGUGGAGAGCUCUUUUACCCGGAGUACUACACCAUGUCGAAGCUUAUGACGGGGAUCCGGGCUGGAACUUUACAUCAGGGUGUUUUCAACGUUUCGCCAUACAACUACUUGGAAGGCUCCGUCAACGUCGCAGCGUUCGAUAAGCCCCUGCUUAUCCUGGGUCGGGAUAACAGCAAUCGAGCUAUUUCCGGGGAUGUCGUUGUGAUCGAAGUGCUCCCUCAGGAUCAGUGGAAGUCGCCCUCAACCAAGCUUGUCGAUGAAGAAGCAGUAACCAAGAACGACAACCCCGAUGCGGGGGAUAACGAGGCGGUGGUUCCUGAAAAGGAGCGAAAGGCUUUGCAGGAAGAGGUCAAAAAGGCCCACGGCAAGAACUCGGAGGGCAAGCCUCAACCGACAGCUAAAGUUGUUGGUGUGAUGAAGCGAAACUGGCGACAAUACGUCGGACAUGUCGACUCGGGCUCCACAGGAGCCCAGGCAAGCUCUGGACGACGACAGCAAAAUGUAUUCGUUUUGCCCAUGGACAAAAAGGUCCCGAAAAUCAGAGUUCGCACUAGGCAAGCCGGUGAUCUUCUUGGGCAGCGUAUUCUUGUCACGAUCGAUGCCUGGGAUCGGGACUCUAGAUACCCGACGGGCCACUUUAUUCGGUCAUUGGGAGAGCUCGAGACCAAGGGGGCGGAAACAGAGGCCCUUCUCCUAGAAUACGAUGUGCAAUAUAAGCCAUUCCCCAAGGCAGUUCUGGACUGUCUCCCGGCUGAAGGGCACGACUGGAAGGUUCCCGCCAGCAAGGAGGACAUCGGUUGGACCGGACGGAGAGAUCUCAGGGACCUUCUCAUCUGCAGUAUCGAUCCCCCGGGCUGUCAAGAUAUUGAUGAUGCCCUCCACGCGCGACCGCUGCCUAAUGGUAACUUUGAAGUCGGCGUCCAUAUUGCGGACGUGUCACACUUUGUCAAGCCGAACAAUUCCAUGGACCUCGAGGCGAGCCUACGUGGAACGACCGUGUAUCUGGUGGACAAGCGUAUCGAUAUGCUUCCGCAUCUGUUGGGUACAGAUCUUUGCUCCCUCAAGCCCUACGUGGAACGCUAUGCCUUCUCUGUCCUGUGGGAAAUGACUCCUAACGCAGAGGUUGUUUCUGCCGAUUUCACGAAAUCUGUUAUUCAAUCUCGGGAAGCCUUCAGUUAUGAGAAGGCCCAAAAACGCAUUGACGAUUCUUCCCAGAAGGACGAAUUGACAGAGAGUAUGCGCACUCUGCUGCGUUUCUCCAAGAUUCUCCGCCAGAAGCGUAUGGAUGCAGGAGCGCUUAACCUUGCUUCACCCGAAGUCCGCAUCGAAGCUGACAACGAUGAGGUUGGCGACCCACUUGCCGAUGUCAAGACCAAGGCCAUGCUGGAGACCAACAGUCUUGUGGAGGAGUUCAUGCUUCACGCCAACAUCACAGUUGCGGCCAAGAUUUACGACAGUUUCUCCCAAACCGCCCUACUACGACGACACGCCACUCCCCCGCCACAGAACUUCGAAGAUCUCACCAACCAGCUGACCAAGAAGCGGGAUAUGAGACUCGACGUCUCCAGUUCCCGGGCUCUUGCUGACUCGCUGGACAACUGCGUUGAUGAGAAGAACCCCUUCUUUAAUACCCUGGUUCGUAUUCUUGCCACCCGGUGCAUGACCUCCGCAGAGUACUUCUGCGCCGGCGCCCAUGCCGAGUCGGAGUUCCGCCACUAUGGUUUGGCAUCGCCCAUUUACACCCACUUUACCUCACCAAUUAGACGAUACGCCGAUCUACUGGUUCACCGUCAAUUGGCGUCUGCCAUCGGUUACGACGGUGAAGAUGGCCGGGCGUCUAUUGAUGGUGUCAUGACCCGCAACCGAUUGGAGGACAUCUGCCGCAACAUCAACUACCGGCAUCGCAAUGCCCAAUUUGCUGGCCGCGCCAGUAUUGAGUACUACGUUGGACAGGCCCUCAAAGCUCGCGGAGAGAAGAUGGCCGCGGACGGUGUGGAUGCUGGUAUCGACGAGGAAGGAUACGUUAUGCGGGUGUUUGAGAACGGAGUGGUUGUGUUUGUACCGCGCUUCGGCAUCGAGGGCGUCGUCCGCCUGGAGGACUUCGUGCUCCCAGGCGACAAGGCCAUCCGAUCUGUCGAGCAGCGACGAGAACUGGUCACGCGCCGUGAGAGUGAUUUUGACAACGAAGAAUACAUUCUUCAUGUUUCGGAGAAGGGUCAGUCCGAUAAGGAUCGGGGUAUGACAGUUGAACUUUUCCAGCGAGUUCAAGUCAACGUCAGCUCCGUGAAGGAAGACAGUGGCCGGGGUGCAGGAAAGAGAAGAGUACGUGUCCUAGUGCUGGGAAGCUGAAUUUAAAGACGAAAAAAAGGAAAAGGAAAAAGAAAAGUGUGCCUACUAUGAUGAUACUUGGAUGUGCAUUGUACACGGAAUUUCUGGCGUUUAGCGGUAUAACAUAGGCUCCAUUAUGUAUAACUGCCUGGUUGAUCAUUUCCC